Molecule: messenger RNA, 2622 nt
Organism: Scophthalmus maximus (turbot)
Lineage: Eukaryota; Metazoa; Chordata; Actinopteri; Pleuronectiformes; Scophthalmidae
Gene: adrb1
Product: adrenoceptor beta 1
Exons: 1
Coding region: 352-1557 (401 amino acids)
Biological process (GO): norepinephrine-epinephrine-mediated vasodilation involved in regulation of systemic arterial blood pressure; adenylate cyclase-activating adrenergic receptor signaling pathway; positive regulation of heart rate by epinephrine-norepinephrine
Cellular component (GO): membrane
Molecular function (GO): beta1-adrenergic receptor activity
Source: RefSeq, a predicted model, not a curated record
GCAUCGCUGUAAGGACAAUCAGGCCGCUGAGCUCUCUGAUUGGCCGUGAGUUGCAGUGACGUCAAAGCCCGGUUUGAUGCCCUGGCCCGUGCAGCAGCAGCAGCAGCUCGGGUUCAGGGUGAGAGAGAGAGAGAGAGAGAGAGAGGGUGAGUGAGUGAGGGAGUGAGGAGAAGUGCUCUGUCUUUCUCUCCAUGGAGCUGGAGCGCGACUGCGGCAGAGCACGCGGCUCGUGAGCCCGCGCCUGAGAAGAGGAAGAAGAAGAAGUAGAAGAAGAAGUAGAAGAAGGUUGUUGCCCCGCACUGCGUUGAUGAUCUCGACCUGCUCCCGCACACAGCGGAGCAGCAGCCCGUCAUGGGGGACGGCGGCGCGUCCUCGCCGGUGAACUUCCACAAUGGAACGGGCGGCGACGCGUCGGACGCACCGGGGUCCUCCGCCGCCGCCGCCGCCGCCGCGUCCGAACAGUGGGUGGCGGGGCUGAGCCUGGUGAUGGCGCUGAUCGUCCUGUCCAUCGUGUUCGGCAACAUCCUGGUCAUCGUGGCCAUCGCCAGGACGCAGCGGCUGCAGACGCUCACCAACGUGUUCAUCGUGUCGCUGGCGAGCGCGGACCUCAUCAUGGGGCUGCUCGUGGUGCCGUUCGGCGCAGCGCUCGAGGUGCGCGGCUCGUGGCAGUACGGCUCCUUCUUCUGCGAGUUCUGGAUCUCCGUGGACGUGCUCUGCGUCACCGCCAGCAUCGAGACGCUGUGCGUAAUCGCCAUAGACAGGUACGUGGCCAUCACCUCGCCGUUCCGCUACCAAAGCCUGCUGACCAAAGCGCGCGCCAAAGCCGUGGUGUGCAUAGUGUGGGCCAUCUCCGCGCUGGUCUCCUUCCUCCCCAUCCUGAUGCACUGGUCCCGGGACAGUGCGGACACCGCCUGCUACGACGACCCCGAAUGCUGCGACUUCGUCACCAACCGGGCAUACGCCAUCUCCUCGUCCAUCAUAUCGUUUUACAUUCCUCUGCUGGUCAUGCUAUUCGUUUACGCGCGCGUGUUCCGGGAGGCGAAAAAGCAGCUGAGGAAAAUCGACAAGUGCGAGGGUAGGUUUCACAACACCCUCACCGGCCUGACCUCCAAGUGCAAGAAGAGGCCAUCCAAGAUCCUGGCGCUCAGGGAGCAGAAGGCUCUGAAGACGCUGGGCAUCAUCAUGGGGACCUUCACCCUGUGCUGGCUGCCCUUCUUCAUAGUCAACGUUGUGCGGGUGUUUUGCGCAGAGAUGGUGGACAAGGACCUGUUCGUGUUCCUGAACUGGCUCGGGUACGCGAACUCGGCGUUCAACCCCAUCAUAUACUGCCGGAGCCCGGACUUCAGGAAGGCGUUCAAGCGGCUGCUGUGCUGCCCGAGGCAGGCCGACCGCCGGCUGCACAUCAGCUCCUGCGACCUGUCGCGCUUCUCCGGCGGCUUCGUGUCCACCCUGGAGAACGGCGCGCUAGGACUGUGGUCCGAGUGCCCCGGCCUGGACAACAGUGACAGCAGCCUGGGGGGGACCGCGAAGCUGCCUCACUCCGAAUCACAGCUAUGAGCGGGGAAAUUAAAAAAAAACCAUGACACUUUUGUUGACGUGGAUUACAACAUGCAGCCAUGGAGAAAAAGGCGAGCGCAGACAACGGACUCGUCUGUGCGUCUUUUUGGGGAGGAAGGUAUGCGCGCAGGAGCUGUACCUUUAGAAACUAAGUGGGUCGCUUUGGUUUUUUUGUUGGCAUCAGAGAGAGUAAAUAUCUGAUCACCAGGGAGCCACAUUUCCUUUUUUUUUUUUUUUUUUUUAAAUAAGAGGCAUGCGGACCAACGAUCUUUCCAAGAUGCGCAAGUCCCUCCAUGUCAGUCCAGUGUGUACGAGAUGAUCCAAUUAGUCAAAUAUCGACCUAAAAAAAAUCCUUUCGGAUUAAUCUGACGAAUCAUAAUGGUUGGAUGCACUUAUAUAUAUAUAUAUAUAUAUAUAUAUAUAUAUAUAUAUAUAUACACACAAACACGGUUUCAAUUAAUUGGCAAGGGGCGCACGGACUUUCCUUUAUUUUUAUUUAUGUCUUAUUUUAUUGCAUCAGCAGCUCGGUUAUGUAUUACGGAGGAUAAGUUAUUUAGGGGAAGCGGGGGUCGUCUAUAAAUGAACCCCAGGGCUCCGUGAUGGAUCACAGUUCAUUCUCACCACGAUGCUCACAACCGCUCAGGCGAACUGUAACACAACAGUGAUUGUUAUUUAAACGCAGCAGUGACUGCACUGUAGUCAUGUUAGUGCCCGUGCACACUAUGUGUUUCUUCUUUUACCUCAGCCAUCGGCAAGUGCAAUUUGUAUAAGACAAAUAUUUGUUUAUAUUAAACAUUAGUCUAUAUAUAUAUGUAUAUAUAUAUAUACAUAUAUAUAUGUACACAUAUGUAUUUAUAUAUGUAAAAUAGACGUGUAUUUAUUCCUCGCUGGUGAAUGUGGAGCCCUUUGUACAUAAUGUAGUAUAUGUGUGUGUGUGUGUGUGCUUUUUAGUACUGACUGUCAGGCAUUUGAGCCUCGUCCUUUUGUCCUUUCUCAUUUUUAAGCUUUACAUUGUGAGGUGGUACAGUAUGUCGACUCCAGUGAAAUAAAAGGAUGUUUACUGUU